GAUAUAUAAGAUGCAUUAAGAAAUUUCUCCUGAUGUUUGAUAAAUACUAAAAGACCCAACAAGUCACGCGCCCGAAUUCAUCGUCGCACUAAACUCGCUCGGUUAGCCCCCAUUCGUGUAGCUCUGGUGCCACCAAAAACGGUAGACAUGGCCGCGGAAAAUGCCAUUUCUAAUCUCGGCGCCAUCUCCGGUGCCACCAAGAAAUCACGGGAAAGCGAGCGCCGUCGCCGUCGCCGAAAGCAAAAGAAGAUCAAUAAGAGUUCUAAGGAACCAGAUGCAAAGGCCUCCGAAGACGUUGACGACACGAAUGAAACCACUGAAGCACAUCAGGUUGUCCAACAAGUUGAAAUUGAGUAUAUCCCGGAAAAGGUAGAUGAAGGCUUGGAUGAGGAAUAUAAAAAAAUCUUUGAGAAAUUUAGUUUAAACGAGGUUACUGGUACAGAGGAUAAUGAUAAGAAGGAUGAGUCAGCAGAAAAUUCAAUUACUAAUAAAAAGGCAAACUCUGAUUCUGAUUCUGAAGAGGAAGAAAAUGAUAACGAGAACAAAGAGAAAGGUGUCUCAAACAAGAAGAAAAAGCUUCAACGCAGGAUGAAGAUUGCCGAGCUAAAGCAGAUAAGCUCAAGGCCAGAUGUUGUUGAGGUGUGGGAUGCUACUUCAGCAGAUCCAAAGUUGUUGGUGUUCUUGAAGUCUCAUAGAAAUACUGUACCUGUACCUAGGCACUGGUGUCAAAAGAGAAAAUUUCUGCAGGGUAAAAGAGGUAUUGAGAAACAGCCCUUUCAGCUUCCUGAUUUUAUUGCUGCCACAGGAAUUGAGAAAAUCAGACAGGCUUAUAUUGAAAAAGAGGACAGCAAAAAGUUGAAACAGAAGCAACGGGAACGCAUGCAACCAAAAAUGGGGAAAAUGGAUAUUGAUUAUCAGGUUCUUCAUGAUGCAUUCUUUAAAUAUCAGACAAAGCCAAAGCUGUCAUCUCUUGGGGACCUGUAUCAUGAAGGAAAAGAGUUUGAGGUAAAGUUGAGGGAGAUGAAACCUGGCAUGUUAUCACACGAGUUGAAAGAAUCUCUUGGCAUGCCUGAGGGUUCUCCUCCUCCAUGGCUUAUCAACAUGCAGCGAUAUGGUCCUCCACCAUCAUACCCUCAUCUAAAGAUCCCUGGCUUGAAUGCUCCGAUUCCCCCAGGAGCUAGUUUUGGUUAUCAUCCUGGUGGCUGGGGCAAGCCUCCUGUUGACGAAUUUGGGCGCCCACUUUAUGGAGAUGUUUUUGGUGUUCAUCAGCAAGAUCAGCCUAAUUAUGAGAGGAUGGGUGGCACUGGAGGGGGAUCAUCGUUUUUUGAAGUUUGGGUGUGGCCGUUGCCCCUGGGCAAAGGAAUCUGCUUAUUGGUUGUAUUUUUCUUUCUGUCAAUAAUUCUUGUUAUCAGACUCUGUUUUCUGAAUUUUGGGUUUAUUAACACAUACCAUGUGAAAGCUUCAGUUUCUAUCAUAUUCCUAGUUACAUUUUACAUAAAUGUUCUCUCAAUGCAGGAAGAGCCGAUUGAUAAAACCAAACACUGGGGUGACUUGGAAGAGGAGGAGGAAGAAGAAGAGGAAGAAGAGGAGGAGGAAGAGGAAGAAGAAAUGGAGGAGGAAGAACUUGAAGACGGUAUUCAAUCUGUUGAUAGCCUGUCAAGCACACCCACUGGGGUGGAGACACCUGAUGUUAUUGACCUUCGUAAGCAGCAGAGAAAGGAACCUGAAAGGCCUCUUUAUCAAGUCCUUGAAGAAAAGGAGGAAAAACUUGCUCCUGGAACUUUGCUUGGAACUACGCACACUUAUGUGGUUGGCACUGGCACUCAGGACAAGUCAGGGGCUAAAAGGGUUGAUUUGCUUAAAGGUCAAAAGACAGAUAAAGUGGAUGUCACUUUACUGCCAGAGGAGUUGGAUGCCAUGGAGAACGUUUUACCUGCAAAGUAUGAAGAAGCAAGGGAGGAAGAGAAAUUGCGGAGUCAGCGUGAGGAUUUCAGUGACAUGGUUGCCGAGAAUGAGAAGAAGAGGAAGAGAAAGAUGCAAGAAAAAGAUGGCAAGUCCAAGAAGAAAGACUUCAAGUUUUAAGGUUGUUUGGCUCCUCUUUAUUUUGCAGGUAAAUGGAAGACCUGGAAGUUAUCUACUCAUCAAAUUGUCAUUUUCCAUUAGCAACAGAGGAUUUGAAUUUAGCGGUGUUUUAUCGCAUCUGUAUAAUGCUAUUGUCUGCAAGUUGUUGUUUUGGAUAGGAAUAUUCUACUCAUGUAAUAUUACGAUGAAAACCUUAUACAGAAUUUGGAAUUUGUUAAUAAGACAGAUACUUAAGUGA
Messenger RNA from Lathyrus oleraceus (garden pea), 2320 nucleotides. RefSeq lists its product as uncharacterized. The transcript is spliced from 18 exons. Gene Ontology annotation, cellular component: nucleus. The record is from RefSeq and is a predicted model, not a curated record. NCBI's taxonomy places the organism in Eukaryota, Viridiplantae, Streptophyta, Magnoliopsida, Fabales, Fabaceae. The coding region runs from base 148 to 2082 and encodes 644 amino acids.